UCUUGCAACUCGGCACCAUGAGUUUUGCCGAGCUCUUAGACCACGUCGGGGGGAUGGGUCGCUUCCAAAUCAUCUAUGCGAUCUUACUGGCUAUCCCAGUUUUCAUGAUGGCCAGCCAUAACCUCCUGCAGAACUUCACUGCUGCCACCUCUGAGCACCACUGCCAUGUCCAUAUCAACAUCAACAACACUCCUUACACCAACCUCACCGGAAAGCUCGCUGCCAAGGACCUCCUCAGGGUCUCCGUCCCCAUCGACAGCAACCAGCAGCCAGAGAAGUGUCACCGCUUUGUCACUAUGCAGUGGCAGCUCCUAGACUCCAACGCCAUAGUCACAAACCUAACCGAGCUGGAGACUGAACCCUGCGCUGAUGGGUGGGUGUACGACAAGAGUAUUUUCACCAGCACCAUCAUUACAGAGUGGGACCUGGUAUGUGACUCCCGGCAGCUGUAGCAGAUGGCUCAGUCCAGCUUUAUAGCUGGGACCCUGGCAGGAGGCAUCAUCUGUGGAUGUCUGUCAGAGAAGUGAGAGCAACGUCGGUAUGAAGCCGAGCAAGGCUGGUUCCUGGGGGAAUCAGGAAUCUCGAGCAGGAGGAGAGAAGUUAUGGUAUCUCUGUAUUUGGCACUGGUGCGACUGCUACUGGAAUCCUGUGUUCAGUUCCGGUGUCCUUAAUUCCAGAAGGAUGUUGGUAGGUUGGAGAGGGGUUAGAGAAGACCCACAAGAAUGAUUAAAGGCUUGGAAAACAUGCCUUACAGUGAGAGACUUCAGGACCUCGAUCUAUAAAGCAAAGGUUAAGGGGUGACUUGAUCACAGUCUGUAAGUGGAGUCCCUUGAAUUCUUUUAAUAGUUGUUUAUUUUAUUUGGGGGGGAAUUCCUUGUUAUUUUUGUUUUGUUAAUGUUACCCAUGCAGGGGAUCGGGUCUUGCCCUGGGGGUUGGGAGGCCCCGGAGCGGGGCUGAGUCCUGCCACCAGGGGUUGGGAGGCUCUGGGUGAGCUGAGUCUUGCACCCCCGAGCCUGCCCUGCACUCACCCCGCAGAAGCGGCUCCUGGGGUCCUGUGCGGUGCGGCUGGGCCUGGCUCUCGACUCAGGGUGUUGUGGCCUGGCACACGGGGUCCCAGCUGCUCAGGUUUGGCCGGGCGCCUCCCCUGUUCAGAGUGGGGAGCCAGGCCGAGCUCCACAGAACAGGAGCUGCCACUGCAGGGUGAGUUUUUAGCUUUAUUUCAUAUUAUUUCACAUUUGCAAAAUACAUGGGGCUCUCUGUAUAGGUACCUACAUGGGGAGCAGCAAUCUGAUAAGAGGCUUUUCCAUCUAGCAGACAAAGGUCUAACAAGAGCCAGUGGCUGGAAAUUGAAGCUAGACAAAUUCAGACUGGAAAUAAGGUGCAAAUUUCUAACAGCAAAAGGAAUUACCCAUUGGAACAACGGCCCAAGGGGUGCUGUGGAUUCUCCAGCCCUGGAAAUUUUUAAAUCAAGAGUGAAUGUUUUUCUAACAGUCAGAUAUCAGCCAAGGGAUAAGCCUACUGCCACGGCCCUAGAUUGCCUUAAUCCAGCCCUGCAGGCCUCAUCAUUAGCAGCUACAGCACGGCUGACAUGAAGUAUUUUCAUUAAUAACCUUUUGUCACAUGCCACAGAGCUGGUUUUGGAACUGGGGCCUCCUGCCUCUUUGCCCCUUCCCCAAGCCAGGAAGUUCCUUGCACCAGGUUUAACUCCUACUCUGAAUACACUUGCCUCAGUAUCCUGGGUUUCCCUCACGUGUUCUCUUGGUUCUUUUUGGCUCAGGUUUGGCCGCAGGUCUCUCGUGAUCUGGUGCUACUUGCAGAUGGCUGUCACAGGCACCAGCACUGCCUUCUCGCCCAGCUUCACUGCCUACUGCAUCUUCCGUUUCCUGACCGGAAUGGCCUUCUAGGGCAUUGUAAUGAACGGUGUCUCUUUGUGUAAGUGUGUCUGGCGCCUGCCAUCCCAGACACAAGAUGAGCUGGUUACUGGGGAUGGACGGAGGUGCCUUCUUCCCGCUGCUGAUAAAUUACUCUGUGGUGGGAGCACAGAGAGACCAGAAGCACACGCCGCAUGGAUGGGAUGUCCAAGGUCUCAGCACCAAAAAUGGGGAGCUAGAUUUUCCAAAAGUCCUAGGUCCCAUUCCAACCUGGAUUUACCAAAGCACGCAGCAGCUCCCUUUGGGACACUGAUUGCCACACCUGAGAAAGACCUGAGCACGUUAUUUAGGAGGUAUUUUGCACUUCGAAAUCGGGGCCUGCCCUCUUCUGAGAAUGUGGUACCUAAACGAGAACUGAGUUCUCUGGAACAAUCGCACCUCCAUGUGCUUCUGCAGUGCCAGAGCACAGGAGAUGCCACAAAACAGGGCAGCUUCCAAUAGCAUGCAGGUCCCCAAAUAUGGAAUAAUUCCCCAACUCACCGGACCUAAGUAGUGAGGCGGCCUGGUUCCCAGCCGCCCCGGAGGGGGAUGAACCCCUACAGUCCCCAAGAAUGGAAUGGAACUAUUUAGAGUGGAGUGCCGUCAUCAGAUGACGAUGAUUCACAACAGAACAGAGAUUCCACAAUACAUCUUCUACAGAACACGCACAGGCCAUGUGCAUCAGUCAGGAGCUACAGAAUGCCCUCCUCAUUACUAGUAAGUCCCUUGCACUAUACAAUGUAUACAGGUCCUCUAGGAACUGGAGGACCCAGGCAGCUGGAUACACUGCUCUACAGCCAAAAUGCUUCUGAAAUAAAUGUAGUUAAACUUUACUAAUUCUGGGUCACUGAGACAGAAAAUGAUGCAGGGAAUCAACCUCUUCAAACAGCAUGUUGACCUCCAAAUCACAGCAGGAAUUUAUACCACGGGACCUGCUGCUGUGCAAGGUGGGAGACAUGAAUCAAUUACUCUAUUUAGAUCCUCCAUGUAGUUCAAAACCUAGAAUAUAGGAACUGCUGGACUGAUCACAGCCAAGGUCCAUGUAGUCUCUCUGACAGUGGUCAGCAAUAGAUACCUCAGAGGAAGGUAUGGGAACCCUGCAGUGGGCAGAUAUGAAAUAAUCUCCUCACCAUUAAGUCUCAUCCUGAUCUUGAACAGUCAUUAAAGUUGAUCAAAAUUUUUUCAAGCUCACAUUUAGGAAAAAAAAACAAAACAAAAAAAUCAAAGGAAAAACAG
Chrysemys picta bellii (western painted turtle) is the source of this 3146-nucleotide messenger RNA. RefSeq names its product organic anion transporter 7-like. The record is from RefSeq and is a predicted model, not a curated record. NCBI's taxonomy places the organism in Eukaryota, Metazoa, Chordata, Testudines, Emydidae.